Molecule: messenger RNA, 1963 nt
Organism: Caenorhabditis elegans
Lineage: Eukaryota; Metazoa; Nematoda; Chromadorea; Rhabditida; Rhabditidae
Gene: faah-5
Product: Amidase domain-containing protein
Exons: 7
Coding region: 1-1932 (643 amino acids)
Source: RefSeq, marked reviewed
AUGAGUUGCCUUGCAAAAGUGUUCGUCGGGUUUUUAGUAUUCAUAUUUUAUCUAGCAAGUAUUCCAUUUCUUAUUAUGUAUGCAAUUCCAAAAGUUCUUUUGGAAAAGUGCCGAAAACCAUCGCGAAAUCGUAAAAUCCGAAACUUCCGUGUCCGCCAAGCCGACGCAUUCACGGACUUUGAGAACAGAACUCUUCCAUCGAAACUUUUGCACAGUGAACGGAUUAAUGGAUCGAAAGAGAAUGCUGAUGAGAUUGAGAAAACGUUUCAGACAGUACUUGCUAUGGAUUUUCCCACUUUGAGAGAGGCGCUUCAAUCCGAAAAGUUCAACGCUUACACAGUGCUGAGUGCGUAUGUCUGGAGAGCAAUAAAGAUAAAUCGGAAGAUCAAUUGCAUCACUGAAGUUAUUAAGGAAGCUUUUACAGAUGCUGCAAGACUUGACGAUGAAUAUCGUGAGCAACCGAAACCCCCGCUAUUUGGAAUUCCGUUUUCUGUGAAGAGCAAUUUCUAUGUGACUGGCUACGAGGCUACCGUCGGACUGGCAAGCCUUCUCGAGCAACGGGAGACCACCACGUGCUCGCUCGUCAAAUUUCUCAAGAAUCAAGGAGCCAUCCCUUUCUGCUUGACAAACCUUCCACAGGGACUUUUAUCCUAUAUCACUUCUAAUCCAGUCUAUGGAACUACCAAGAACCCGUGGGACUUUUCUCGUACUCCUGGUGGAUCGUCUGGUGGAGAGGCUGCUCUACUUGCAGCCGGUGGUACUGUAUUUGGAAUUGGCAACGAUCUGGUGGGAAGUCUUCGGAUCCCUGCAGCAUUUUGCGGGCUGGUGUCGUUGAAGCCUACUCAAGAUCGACUUCACGAGAGUGAGAUGCACCCCGGGCUUCCUGGACGUGGACGGCUUGGUUACAGCUGUGGAUUCUUUACUCGAAAUGUGGAAGAUCAGGAAUACCUGUUGAGGCUGGUCAUUGGGAAGCCGGAAUAUCAACAAAUGUCACCGUAUUCUUCAUUGUCCCCGUUAUUAGACACUAGUUCGGAUGAUAAGCGGAAGCCGGUUAUAGGAUGGUUUGUAGAUGAUGGAUUCUGUUCAGUGUCUCCAUCGAAUCAGCGAGCAGUUGAGGAAACUAUUGGGAAGCUGAAGGAAUUGGGUUAUGAAGUUAAGGAAUUUAAAGUGAAUGAUAUUGAUACAAAGUUUCAUUCACACGCUGUGGCCGAUAUGUUAUUCAGAAACGUGAUGCCUGACAACGGAGAGUACAUGUCUGAAAUGUACGGCAGCGAGCCAUACGAUCGCUACAUGUCCCACUUCAUUCGGCUCGUCCGUUACAAACAAGUAUUCGUGAUUCGUUGGCUCGCCCAACACGUCUUACUUCCACUCGCCCAAUACACUCCGCUCAAAUCAAAACAGGUGCUGUGUCUUGGCAAGGCGUACAAUUCGGAUCCGGCGUGUGUUCGGCAGAAUCAGGAGAAAACGGAUUCGUACAAAAUGAAGUGGAUUCGAUAUUGGAAGGGAUUAGGCAUCGAUGCGUUGAUUUGUCCCUCGUUUAUCACCCCUGCCCAACCAUUCAAAUAUCCGGUCCUUCUUACAACUGGAGCCUUCAUAACUGGUCUAUUCAACAUGCUCGACUGCCCGUCCGCCGUUGUCCCAGUAGCUCCAGUCCGUGAAAAAGAAAACGAUAAAUUCGAGACAAACGGGGAUUUUGUGCUAAAACUUCAGGCAGCAGCAAUAAAAGAGACGAGUGGAAUGCCAAAUUCUGUUCAAAUCGUAGCACUUCCGAAUCAAGAGGAAAUGUGUUUGAAAGUGAUGAGAAUCGUUGAGGAGAUCAGUGAAGGAGUUCAGGUGUUGAGGUGGAAGUCGGAGAAUCAGACGAUUUGGACGAAUGGGGAUAGUUUCGAGUGUUUUGAGAGAUUCGAGAAGAAGAUUGCUCCAAAGAAAUAAUAUUUAAUUGCUUCGUAUUUCCUCUUAUAAC